This is a messenger RNA of Cuculus canorus (common cuckoo), 1552 nucleotides long. It is a transcript of the gene DEGS1, whose product is annotated as delta 4-desaturase, sphingolipid 1. NCBI's taxonomy places the organism in Eukaryota, Metazoa, Chordata, Aves, Cuculiformes, Cuculidae. The record is from RefSeq and is a predicted model, not a curated record. The transcript has 3 exons. Gene Ontology annotation, biological process: ceramide biosynthetic process. Gene Ontology annotation, molecular function: sphingolipid delta-4 desaturase activity. Gene Ontology annotation, cellular component: membrane. Bases 78 to 1049 code for a protein of 323 amino acids.
GCCGGGGGGGUUGCUGUGAGUCGGGUGGUGUGGAUUGGGUUUAGCGUGGUUUUACGACGGGGCUCGGCGCUGCCGGUAUGGGGAACACCGUCGCCAGAGAGGAUUUCGAGUGGGUCUACACGGACCAGCCUCACGCCGACCGCCGCAAGGAGAUCUUGGCUAAACAUCCAGAGAUAAAAGCGUUGAUGAAGCCAGACCACAACUUGAUCUGGGUGGUCAUGCUGAUGGUUCUUGCACAGUUAACUGCAUUUUAUCUAGUUAAAGACUUGGACUGGAAAUGGGUUAUCUUCUGGGCAUAUGUUUUUGGCAGCUGUAUUAGCCACUCCAUGACCCUGGCUAUUCAUGAGAUCUCUCACAACAGUGCCUUUGGCAACAGCAAAGCAAUGUGGAAUCGAUGGUUUGGAAUAUUUGCCAACCUCCCCCUUGGUCUCCCAUACUCUAUAUCCUUCAAGAGAUACCACAUGGAUCAUCAUCGUUACUUGGGAGGUGAUGGAAUUGAUGUGGACAUUCCUACCAACUUCGAAGGCUGGUUUUUCUGCACCCGUUUUAGGAAGUUCAUAUGGAUUGUUCUUCAGCCUUUUUUCUAUGCCAUUAGACCUCUCUGCAUCAAUCCCAAACCCAUUAGUCGACUUGAAAUAAUCAAUUUGUUGGCUCAGCUUUCCUUUGAUGUCAUGAUAUAUUAUUUAUGGGGAGUCAAAUCCAUUUUUUACAUGCUUGCUGGUUCAGUACUUGGACUUGGGUUGCAUCCAAUUUCAGGACACUUCAUAGCUGAACAUUACAUGUUUUUAAAAGGACAUGAGACUUACUCCUACUAUGGGCCACUUAAUUUGCUCACUUUUAAUGUUGGCUAUCACAAUGAGCAUCAUGAUUUCCCCAAUAUUCCUGGCAAGAGCCUUCCACUGGUGAAGAAAAUAGCAGCUGAAUACUAUGACAACCUGCCACAAUAUAACUCUUGGAUAAAAGUAUUGUAUGACUUCGUGAUGGAUGACACAAUCAGCCCAUAUUCACGCAUGAAAAGGCAUUUAAAGGGUGAAGUGAAGCAAGAUUAAACUUCUGGCAACCAAAAUACUUUAUCUGCUUGCUUUAAAGUGGCUGGUAUAAGGUCUCUUGCUAAAGAUGUUCACCAGUGUCCUGUAUUAAGAUCUACAGCAACAUAGCAAUGCAUCCUUAAAGAUUUUGUAGCAGACUCCUGCCAGCUAUAACAUUCCUUGCAGUCCUCAGAUUCAUUGGUUUAAUGUGUGUAUGUUUGCCUAAGGAUCAGUAUUAUAUGCGUAAUCCUAAAUCACUUUGUUACAGAAUUUACUUUGGUGGUUGUUAAAUCUAUAUAAAGUAUCUGUCCAACUGGUAAUAUUUUUAAAGUUCUAGGUGUAGUACACUGCCCACAACAUGCUACUUAGAUGACUAGUGUUACAGUGCUGUACUUACCUGUUAAUCCUGAUUUGUUAACAUAAACCUUCUGUUGAACUUGUUUCUUAACUUAUGGAUGGAAGAACUGAAUUUGCACAGAAAUGUUGUCUGCUUUUGUUUAAAUAUAUCUAUCAUGUAAUUUGAA